AGCGGGGGAAUAAUAAUCCAGAAUGGCGACUAUCUUUACACAGUCCAUGUAGACCGAGUACUUAUUCCCGCCCCCAUAACGUGACAAAUUGUGACGUUGAAUAAACUCUAUCAUAUGUUAACAAUAAACUAAAUAAAUUGUACAAUGAUAAUAGAUAAUCCAGAUCAGUUCAAAGCUUGGUUAACAGCAGUUUUGGAACCACUGUGUGACGCCGAUCCAGCAGCUCUUGCUAAAUAUGUUUAUGCCCUGGUGAGGAAAGAUAAAACCCUGGAGGAGCUCAGCGGGUGCAUGGUGCAGCAGCUCGAUGUUUUUCUGCAGGAUGAAACCGAGAAUUUCGUGAAGCUGUUAUUCAAGACCUUGGAGACUCAGAACUACGUUCUGCCACCACCGAGGUCUGAUCCACCGAGGAGUAGAACACCACCGAGUGUCAAUCCCCCAGCACCUAUGGUACAACCUGAGGUAAUUGAGCCUCCAGUAGCUCAGAAUCCCCCAGUAGCACUGAGUCCACCUCCACCCCAGGUGAACGGUUCAGCAGCUCUGGCAGUGAGUAAACGUGAAUCACGAAAGUCAGAUUCCGAAAAGGAUGACAAAGAGAAAGACAAGAGACCCAGGAGCCGUGGGAGGAUGCGAUCGAGGACAAGAUCGCGGUCUAGAUCAUGGGAGAGGGAUCGCAGAAGGUCCAGAAGUCGAGAGCACAUCAGGAGAGACAGGGAGCGGGACAGGAGUCGCCCCUGGAGAAAUAAAUCACCUCCAUCGAGUGUGAGAAGGCACGAGAGGAGGCGAACUAGGAGUAGAAGCAUAUCUCCUCUACGUUCUCGAACCAGAGACAACGCAGAGCCCAGAGACCACAGGGCAAGAUUUAGAAAUCGUUCUCCAACUCCCUUGCGUUCCAGAUCUCGCUCCAGAUCCCUAGAGCCGAAGAAAAGUGAGAGAUCCGAGAGGCCUCCAGAGGCCGUUAGGCUGGAUCGUCUGGACGCCAGUCCUGGAGGGACUCCCACUCAGGACAGCAAUCAUGGAGACAUUGACAUGAGACUGUCAACGACCAGUCAGUCGAUUCAGAGUGUCGUGGCAGUUGCCUCCACAGCCCCCAAUAGCAGAGGCUUCCAGGGAAAGAGACGUUGUCGUGAUUUCGAUGAGAAGGGGUACUGCAUGCGAGGAGAUUUGUGCCCUUACGAUCAUGGCACUGACCCUGUUGUCCUUGAGGAUGUCGCCCUCAGCAGAGUAUUGACAUUUGGACCCCAUGGGGCACAGGCUCCCAGUACUGUUCCAGUGCCUGCUGUCCAAGAACCACCUCCUGGACACAAUGGCAAUGCACCUCGCCCUCAUCUACCCCUGGCCAGUCUACCCCCUCCUCACCUGAGGAAUGAACACCACUCAAAUAUGGAUCUGUAUUCAGGUUCCUUUGCAGAAUAUAAUCCAGAUGCCCCAAGCAUGGAGCCACGUCUCCCAUGGGGCAGACAUCCACCAUCAGCUCCUGGUAUUUACGGUCGUGGGCAGCGUGAGCUAAUAAGUGUACCAGUGAUACCCCAUGCUAACCCUCCAGAGAUAACUCAUCCGCAGACAAAUCCACUCAAACGAAAACAAGCAUUUGAUUUCAAUCGUCUGGGGCCAAAACAACGAGCUGUGCAUAACCCAGCGAAUUGCUCUCUCGAGUUGAAAAAAGUACCUCGUGUUCUCAAUAAUAUAACCCAACUGAACAAUCACUUCUCCAAGUUUGGAAAAAUUGUAAAUAUACAAGUGAAUUUUGCUGGCGAUCCAGAGGCCGCUCUCGUUACAUUUCAAUUGCCCACUGAGGCUAAGGCUGCGUACCGGAGCACCGAGGCUGUGUUGAAUAAUCGUUUUAUCAAGGUGUUCUGGCAUAAUAAUGUUACCAAUAAUUCGGCGGGAGGUGCCAUUGAAAAUGUACCACCAGCAGGUUGUCGUCCCUCCGUUAAAGAGCGUCUGGGUGCAGCAGUGCCCCUCCCAGUGAAGUCCGAGGACACAGAGUACGUUCCAACGCGUCGUGCAACCGAGGACACCCCCCAGGUACCUCCAGCCCCUCAGCCGCAGCCCCAGGUGUCCCAAAGUCUGGUGCCCCCAGUCCAAAGGACCCAGCCACAAGCUUCAACACCUCCGACACGUGAGGACCGAGUGCUGGCGAUAAAAAAAACCCAGGAGAUUCUCGCGGCCAAAGAGACCCUCAAGAAAAAACAAGAGGAGAAACGCAAAGAGGCCAUUAAAAUAACAGCAGAUCUCCGGAAGCGAAAGCAGGAGCUCCUCGAUAAGAAUCUCAUCGAGAUAAGAUCAUUAAUCGAAAAGGCAGAAAAGAAUCCCGAGCAGAAGGAGGCGAUAAUGGGAACGAUAAAGCAUCUACAGCAGUCAAUCGAUCAACUGCGAAAGGACCUGGCGACUAAUGGACAAUCGGGUACGACGAAGAAUCAACCGAAAUCACGAGAACAGACGCAGAAGGAGAUACUAGAUGCUGAACUCGAUCUCAUGACUGCCCAGCAGGAGGGUCAGGACUCGGCUGAGCUCCAGAAGAGGCUCAAUGAACUCAGGGCGCAAGCAGCUGCUCUCGGUUUGAGCACAUCCACUGCUGUUGGCAGGGGCAUCAAAGUUGCCAGAGUUGUCAGGGGUGCAGGGGUGGCUGCCUACAGGGGGAGGGGCAGAGGAAGUUUCGCUCAUGUUUCGGUGGAUCACAGGCCCACGGGGCUCCUCAUCUCGGGGUAUGAGAGUGACGAGAAGGGUGAAGUCCUUGCGCAUUUUCAGCAAUAUGGAGAGAUAAUUAAUCAAAUAGUGGACGAUGCCACUCCCUCGGUGAUGAUCACCUAUAAAUCCAGGAAAGAAGCAGAAGUGGCGAUGCUGAAGGGGAGAACUUUCCAAGACAGAUUGUUAUCGGUGACCUGGGUAUCUGGUCACCAUCUUCACCGUGGUGGGAGUAGUUUGAGCACUGGAGCGAACUCCAAUACAGCAUCUGCUCGGUCUGAUCAGGCACAAGUUGUUGAUGACGAUAUCGAUCUUGAGGGAGCUGCUGAAGCUCUUCUCCUCGAAGAGAACGAGGAAGAGGAGGACGAGGACGGAGAGUCACGAAGUUGGCGACGAUAGCAGCAUCGUUUAUGACGACAUUCACCAGCUAUCAUAAAUAGUCACACAAUCAUUCACGUAAUGUGUGAAUGUACCCUUGGCACAUGUGCCACAAAUGCACCGAUGAUUGUUUCCGCAUCCGUAUCAUCAAUUAAAACUAUUUACAAUAUUGCAACGGGUCGUGAACACAUCGACAUUAAUCUGAGUGUUAUAUUUGUUAUUAAUAAUUGUAACAAAAAAACUAAUAAAUUUUUUUCUCCUUUCGGAUGAUUAAUGUGAGGAAAUGGAAAACAAUAGUGACAAGUUAAGGUGCGAGGAAUUUUAAUUCUGUUAAUUGCGCAUCAUAAGAUAGACGAUGUACUAUUAUAUUGAUAAGGCAUGAGUCUGUACCCAAAUUUUCAAAAAAGAAUACAAAAAAAAAAUGAAAAAAAGGAAUUAUAAGAAGUAAAAGAAAAAAACAAGAGAAACAAAAAAGUCGAGUAAAAAAUUAUCCCAUUAUUUGUAGAAUAAAAUCGCUAUGUUUUGUAUGGGAAACACGAGUAUUGU
This is a messenger RNA of Fopius arisanus, 3609 nucleotides long. It is a transcript of the gene swm, whose product is annotated as Zinc finger protein swm. Bases 145 to 3084 code for a protein of 979 amino acids. The transcript has 7 exons. Gene Ontology annotation, cellular component: nucleus. The record is from RefSeq and is a predicted model, not a curated record. Gene Ontology annotation, biological process: mRNA processing. NCBI's taxonomy places the organism in Eukaryota, Metazoa, Arthropoda, Insecta, Hymenoptera, Braconidae. Gene Ontology annotation, molecular function: RNA binding; metal ion binding.